Messenger RNA from Camellia sinensis, 1171 nucleotides. NCBI's taxonomy places the organism in Eukaryota, Viridiplantae, Streptophyta, Magnoliopsida, Ericales, Theaceae. The record is from RefSeq and is a predicted model, not a curated record.
GCCAUCUAUCUAUCCAAUUCCACCACAAAAAAUAUGAAUGAAAGAGCAAAACCAGAGUGCCACAUACUACUGUGUGAGUUAUAGAGCAUUGGCAGCAACUUUUUUGUGGCACAAAAAAUGGAAUUAUCUGCACAGUCUCUUUCCUGUGCCAAGCAGCUUCCAAACCCUCAAAGGCCUAGUUGUUCUCUAUCUCCUCACCUCCACUCCAAACCAUGUUCUCAUCAUUCUAUAUCUGUCCCCUUUCUGGGCCUUAAUAAGAACAUACCCUCAAAGCUACCAUGCAGUAGACUCAAAACAAGGCAACAGAGGAACCUAGUUGUCCCCAUAAAUGCUUCUGGGGUUGAAACCACUGCAACAGAUGAUUCAGAAAGAUGGCUUCUUGAACCUGUAGGUGACGGUGACUCCAAACACCUAGGUUAUAAGGUUUCAAUGCCCAGUGCAUUCGAAAUAACUUCUAAGAUAGUCACCGUUGGGCGUGCUCCUGAGAAAGCAGAUAUGGUAAUACCUGUUGCAACAGUGUCAGGUCUGCACGCUCGCAUUCAGAAGAAGGAUGGGAAUCUUUUUGUGACAGAUUUGGACAGCACCAAUGGUACAUUCAUUGGUGGAAAACGGCUUAGACCCGGUGUUGCUGCUACAGCACCAUCUGGAAGUUAUAUUACAUUUGGGGAUAUCCAUCUAGCAAUGUUUCGUGUUUCAAAGCUAGAGAAUGUGGAAGCUUCUGGAAAAUCAGAGGGCUCCGAAAGUAAACCAGAGAGUGAAGAAGACCCAAGUGAUAAUUCAGAGACCACUGGUUAAAGUUUAGGGAAAAUUAUUGUAAAAUCCCAUUUGGGAGAGUUUUGAACUGAGUAGUCCUCCGUAUUUUUUAAUACCCUUGGAAGUGCUGUUUUUUUUGGUAAUGAUAUAAGGAAGAUCCCGUUUGUGUGUUUUGGGAUUGAUUUUGUGACGCUUUUACCCUUCAUUGUAGUGUGUAAUGUUUUGACAAGGGGAGUGGUAAAUCCCGUUGAUUACGUUGUUCUGAUGUCUACCUUUGGGAAGGACGUGCGUGGGUGGUGUCUUUGUCUGUAUAUUUGAAUUCCGGGGUGGGGGUGCUGAAGGUAAUAACGUUCGGUGGAGUGUUGAUUGCGGUUGACGGGCUGGGAAGUUGCAAAGAAAUGAAGUAGUGUUUUUGGUU